Saprolegnia diclina VS20 is the source of this 1092-nucleotide messenger RNA. RefSeq lists its product as hypothetical. NCBI's taxonomy places the organism in Eukaryota, Oomycota, Saprolegniomycetes, Saprolegniales, Saprolegniaceae. Gene Ontology annotation, molecular function: polynucleotide 5'-hydroxyl-kinase activity. Bases 13 to 1032 code for a protein of 339 amino acids. The transcript has 4 exons. Gene Ontology annotation, cellular component: nucleus. The record is from RefSeq and is a predicted model, not a curated record. Gene Ontology annotation, biological process: tRNA splicing, via endonucleolytic cleavage and ligation.
AAGUUUUUGACCAUGGACGUGGAUGCAGUGCAGGACGCGUGGAGCCAGCGCCGGGCCGAGACCCGAGGCCCGACCGUGCUCAUCGCGGGCCCGACGGACGCGGGCAAGUCGUCGCUCUCUCGAGCGCUGCUCUGGCACGCGCUGCAGGACCGGCCAGAGGACGGUGUCGCCUUUGUCGACCUCGACAUUGGCCAAGGCGAGAUCAGCAUCCCUGGCACGAUCGGCGCCACCGUGCUCACGCGCGCGUCGCUGCCGGACGAAGACGAUCUGCUCGACUUUGGCCACAGCCACAACUACCCGCUGGCGUUCCACGGGCGCAAGAUGCAGUACUUUGUUGGCGACGCCAACCUCUCGGCCGUGCCUGGCGCCUUCAAGCACUACACGUCGGCGCUCGCCACGAGCCUUGCGCAGCGCCACACCGCCGACCCCGAGCUGAACGGCGCAGUCAUCAACACGUGUGGGUGGGUCGACGACCUCGGGUACCAGCUGCUCUUGCACGCCGUGCGCGCGUUUGCCGUCGACAUCCUCGUUGUGCUCGGGAGCCACAGUGUCUACGACCAGCUCCUCCAGGACGCGCCGCCGUCCACGACGCUCUUCAACCUUCCGCGCGCGGCCGGCGCCGUUCGGCGCUCGGGGCCGACUCGUCGCGCCGCCCGCGACCAGCGCCUUCAGCGCUACUUUGCGCCACAAGGCGAGUGGACCUACGUCGAGGUCGACGCCGCCUCGAUCGUAUUCCACCGUGUGCGCGACAAGGACCCGCGCGGGCGUGGCCGAGCCAAGCUGCUGCUCGCCAAAGAGUCGAUCCUCGCGGACCGGUGGCUGCACCAGGUCGUUGCCCUCGUGCGGCCGCCGCCACCGACGCUCGCGCGAGACGAUGCGACGCAGUACCUUCUCCGAGCGCCUGCCAUCGGCUUCGUCGCCAUCCAUGCCAUUGACAAGCAGGCCAAGACGGUGACGCUCGUGGCGCCGGUCGGCGGCCCGCUGCCGUCCAAGCACCUCCUCGCAGGCUCCAACGUCGAGCUUCUGCCGUAGCCGCGCGUGUAGAACGAUAGAGUCGCAUCAAUACAUAGUACAGGAUUGCUUGGUUCCUUG